Camellia sinensis is the source of this 2428-nucleotide messenger RNA. Its product is annotated as pentatricopeptide repeat-containing protein At5g56310. The record is from RefSeq and is a predicted model, not a curated record. Gene Ontology annotation, biological process: RNA modification. Gene Ontology annotation, molecular function: protein binding; RNA binding. NCBI's taxonomy places the organism in Eukaryota, Viridiplantae, Streptophyta, Magnoliopsida, Ericales, Theaceae.
UUAUUUUCGUUCUCUUGGUGCGAGAAUUGGGUCGGAGGUGCUCUAAGACAGCAGCUACAACCUAGAACUUUACAAUUAGAUCAUCAUCCAAUCCAUAAUAAGAAGCGAAGCGAAGCAAAGCAAAGCAAGUGCAAAUUUGCACAGCUACUUGUCCGUCGUGUCUAUGGGAAUAAUAUCACCCUACGCCUCUAUUAAACGCCACCGAUUUUUGUGUACAAGUAGUAGUAGUGGUAGUGGCGGUACAACUAGUUCAACGACAAGAAGAAGAGAGCAACAACGACAACUCCUCCUCCAGCUGCUAGUAGUGGUGGGGGACGCGAAGCAGCUGUAUGAAAGCCAUGGUAUGAUGGUGCGCAGGGGUCUGGAUCUGGAUAACCUCCUUCUCAGCAGAUUCAUCGGCGCAUCCUCCGCCCUGGGCUCGUCGGACUACGCUUAUUCGGUUUUCAAACACAGGAUUAAAAUGAAGCCAGCUGGGGGGAAUGGGCCUGACAUUUACCUGUACAACACUAUGAUCAAGGCUCUCUCUACUCGUCAUUACUGUCAACCCCAAGAUGCCAUUCUUGUUUAUAACAAUAUUCAAUCACUCUCCCACUUACGACCCGACACUUACUCCUUCCCCUUUGCCUUGAAGGCCGUCCCCCGACUCGGACUCAUCGAAGACCAAAACCAAAUCCAAGUCGGCCGACAGAUUCACUGCCAAGCCAUUGCCACUGGACUACACACCCACCUCCACGUCUCCACCGCCCUUAUUCAAAUGUAUGCUUCCUGCGGAUGCCUCCCUGCCGCCCGAAAGCUGUUCGAUGGAAUGCUUCUUACUACUACCUCCUCCUGGAAUGCAAUCAUUGCUGCCUACGCCAAGGUUGCUGAUCUUGACACUGCCCGUCAAUUGUUCGACCGCAUGCCCCUCCUCCACAGGAAUGUUAUUUCUUGGACUUGUCUCAUUUCUGGAUAUGCUCGGUCGGACAGGCCCAGCGAGGCUAUCCUCUUCUUCCGCAGAAUGCAACUUGAGGGUGUGGAGCCCGACGAAGUUGCUUUGUUGUCUGUGCUCUCAGCUUGUGCCCGUUUGGGUGCCCUUGAGUUGGGGGAGUGGAUCCAUAACUAUAUCCACAAACACACCCACAGGCUCCGCAAAAAUACCCUCCCUCUCAACAAUGCUCUCAUAGACAUGUAUGCCAAAUCUGGCAACAUUCGAAAGGCCACUCAAGUUUUUAAAAGCAUGAAACACACUAGUAUCGUAACUUGGACUAGUAUAAUUUCUGGAUUGGCAUUGCACGGGCUUGGUAGAGAAGCCCUGCAAGUGUUCUCUCUCAUGGAAAGGGCUCAAAUUAAGCCAAAUGACGUCACCUUCAUUGCUCUUCUUUCUGCUUGUAGCCAUGUUGGAUCAGUUGAAAUGGGCCGAUGGUAUUUCAAUAUCAUGCAUUCAAGGUAUGGGAUCAAACCAAAGAUUGAGCACUAUGGUUGUAUGAUUGAUUUACUAGGACGCUCUGGUUGCCUCCAAGAGGCACAGGAACUAGUUGCAGGGAUGCCAUUUGAAGCUAACGGAGCUAUAUGGGGGUCCCUUCUUGCUGCCUCUAGAAUCCAUGGAGACGUGGAGCUAGCCGAACGAGCUUUGCAACAUCUGAUGGCGGUGGAGCCCCAUAAUAGUGGAAACUAUACAAUUUUAUCUAAUGUGUAUGCUGGUCUUGGUAGGUGGAAUGAAUCUGGGAUGAUGAGGAAGGUGAUGAGGGACACAGGUGUCAUAAAGGUGUCAGGUGGGAGUUCCAUUGAAGUGAAUAACAGAGUUCACGAAUUCAGUGCAGGAGACAGAUUACAUCCUCAAUCUGAGAGGAUAUACAAACUUCUCUCCCUGAUAAUUGAUCAGUUGAUGAUGGCAGGGUACAUGCCUGAGGAACAUUGGGGGAUGCUUGAAUCUGAAGAUGGAUGCUCCAAUUCUUAGCUCUACUUAUGCAAGAUCUUGUUUAAAACUAGGUCUGGGUAAUCAUGAACGAAGAUUGCAACAUAACCUACAUGAAUAUUACCCUCCUAUCAAAACUUGUAACAAUCAUUUGGCAUCAAAGCUCAAGAAAAUUCAACUCGCUUUGGAAGAUGUACCCUUCAAGAACUGAGAUCCACCUAAUGAUCAGAUUUACAAAAUCAAGCAAUUCUAAACGACUCUUAGGUUGGCUACGAUUUUCAUACAAGAAUAUCAGUUUGUGGGCUUCACUCAACAUCUUGGUAGUUCAGGGAGCUUUGCUUCCUGGAAUUUUUUUGCCACUAGUCAAUAGGCAGGUAUUUAAAUUUCUAUCUUUUUAAGCUACCAUAUAUCUAUAGCCUUCAUGCAUGCAUGCAUUUUUCUCUCCUUUCCUGUUGCUUCCCUUGUUGGAUGUUUGGAUCUUGGAUUUGUGGAGGGAAAGGAAAAGGGAUGGAAAUAAAUUUAAAGUUAUUAUUA